Molecule: messenger RNA, 891 nt
Organism: Rotaria socialis
Lineage: Eukaryota; Metazoa; Rotifera; Eurotatoria; Philodinida; Philodinidae
Source: the annotation of a GenBank genome assembly
AUGUUAUUCAUAGUUGGUAUCAUUAUCUGUUUCACACAUAUUUUUGCCAUAUUAGGCUCACCGCCUAUUGUUUUAUGGCAUGGUAUGGGUGAUAGCUGUUGUAAUCCAUUGAGUCUUGGAUCAAUAAUAAAAUUGAUUGAAAAAGAAAUUACACCGGCUCCAUAUGUCCAUUCAUUAAAAAUUGGUGCUAACGUUGAAGAAGAUACAGCCAAUGGAUUUUUUAUGAAUGCUAAUCAUCAAAUUGAUUAUGCAUGUAAAUUAUUAAAUGCUGAUAAAAAUCUUACGAAUGGAUAUCAUGCUGUUGGAUUUUCUCAAGGUGGACAAUUUCUUCGUGCCAUUGCUCAGCGUUGUCCAAAUCCACCAAUGCUUAAUUUAAUUUCUGUUGGUGGUCAACAUCAAGGUGUUUUUGGAUUUCCACGAUGUCCUGGAGAUAAUGUAACAAUAUGUAACUAUAUUCGAGAAUUGCUACGUUUUGGAGUCUAUGAAUCAAUCAUACAAGAUCAUCUGGUUCAAGCCGAAUAUUGGCAAGAUCCUCAUCAAGAAGCAACAUAUCGUAAAGUGAGCGUAUUCCUAGCUGAUAUCAAUCAGGAACGUACAUUCAAUCCAGAUUAUAAAACAAAUUUCUUAAAAAUUCGUAAUUUAGUUCUUGUAAAAUUUUUACGUGAUACAAUGGUAGAUCCACAUGAAAGUGAACAUUUUGGUUUUUAUGCUGAAAACAACACAGCAAAAAUAGUUCCAUUACGUGAAAGUUCAUUAUAUGUCAAUGAUUUAUUGGGUUUAAAAAUAAUGGAUCAACAAUCACGUAUUAAAUUUCUUGAAUCAGAUACAGAUCAUUUACGAUUUACUGAUCAAUGGUUUAUUGAUAAUAUAAUUCCAUUUUUAAAAGACUAA